Molecule: messenger RNA, 1704 nt
Organism: Exophiala viscosa
Lineage: Eukaryota; Fungi; Ascomycota; Eurotiomycetes; Chaetothyriales; Herpotrichiellaceae
Exons: 6
Coding region: 1-1704 (567 amino acids)
Biological process (GO): fatty acid metabolic process
Molecular function (GO): medium-chain fatty acid-CoA ligase activity
Source: RefSeq, a predicted model, not a curated record
AUGUCAACAACACCCACGGAUCCUGACGACAGGAUACAUUUCGUGCGUCGACAUCGAGGACCGAAUGUAUUCCCCAACUUCUAUUUCUUCAGCCGUCUGGUGCGGCUUUCCUACAACAAGGAACUAGUGGCUGUCAAAGACUUGACCUUCGGCUACACUGCCAGUUAUGCACAGCUUCUGACAGACGUUCUCAAUUUGAGGAAUGUGCUACUCUCUGGCUUCAGCCCGGAGGUUGUUGCUAAAUUGGAUCGAGAUGAGGAAGUCUUUGUUAACCUCCUUGGACCAGCCGGAUAUGAGUUCACCGUGGCCUUUCUAGCUCUGAUUGCACUGGGAGCUGUGACCGUGCCAAUCUCACCAGAUUUACCAGUCAAAGAGGCAUCUUACUUUGCCACUAGAUCUCGCGCCGUCGCUGUGAUCACAGCCAAACGCAGCAUCACGCUAGGCCAAAAUCUAGAGCAAUGGAUGCAAGAUACGGGUCAGUCUCAGUACAGGUCGAUUAGCAUCACACCACAUAUCAUGCAGCCUUGUCUGGAUCCAGAGCAAUUUCAAGUUUCCUCGGAUCCAUACUUGGACCUCAAUCGCUCCGGUUUGGUAAUCUUUACGUCUGGUACCACUGGUCCUCCCAAAGGAGGCGUCAAGCGUCGAGGCUUUCUUAUUGAUGUUGCACUCAGCUUCGGCGAUCAACAUGGCAUCCGGCAGGGGGACGUUGUUCUGCACGUGCUGCCUGUACAUCACGCCACAGGUAUCACUGUGACUCUUCUACCUUUUCUGUGGUACGGUGGGCAGAUUGAAUUCAGGUCUGGCGGCCUCGACGUACCGUGGACGUGGGAACGGAUACGACAGGGUGGCCUAACCUACUUCAGUGGGGUGCCCACAAUAUACAUGAGACUGAUGGCACACUACGAGCAACACUUGUCCAAACUACCGCCAGAUCAGUUGGAACCUUACAUAAAGGGUGCAAAUGGCUUUCGAGCUUUGCUUUGCGGUACGUCAGCGCUUCCUCGUCCGCUGCAGCAGAAAUGGAGUAGAAUAAGGAAUGGUCGACCCAUCCUUACUCGUUACGGUGGAACCGAAUUCGCGAAUGGAUUCACGGUUACGCCCUGGGCCACAGGCGUCCCUGAUGGCUCGGUCGGUGAAAGAGCGGCUGGAACCGACUUGUAUCUCUCAAACGGCGACGAAGGUGAGAUCCUGACCAGGAGUCCUAUUAUGUACUCAAAGUAUCUCUACGAUCGUGAGGCCACAAAGAAUUCUAUGGAUGAGAACGGGUAUUUCAAAACCGGAGAUAUCGCACGCCGGGAGGGAAAGCAUUACUUUAUCCUGGGACGAGCGUCAAUAGAUAUCAUCAAAUCGGGCGGAUACAAGCUGUCCGCAUUAGACAUAGAGAGGGAGAUAUUGGGCUUAGACUACGUUUCGGAAGUCAUGAUUGUUGGAGUUGACGACGAGGAAUUCGGUCAAAGAGUUGCUGCAGCCAUUGUGCUGAAGCCCGAAGGUCCAAAGACAUUGACUUUGGAAAAGCUGCGACAUGACUUGAAAGACAGUCUUGCGGGUUACAAAAUGCCCACCUUAUUACGAAUUGUUGCCGAGUUGAAGAAGAAUGCGACAGGGAAGGUCAUGAAGAAAGUACUGGUCAAAGAAUUGUUCCCUUCCGAAGGUUCCUCUGAGGUGCAGGCAUGGAUAUCGCGGAAGACCAAGGGCAAGCUGUAG